Molecule: messenger RNA, 4109 nt
Organism: Saccoglossus kowalevskii
Lineage: Eukaryota; Metazoa; Hemichordata; Enteropneusta; Harrimaniidae
Product: phosphorylase b kinase regulatory subunit beta-like
Biological process (GO): glycogen metabolic process
Cellular component (GO): phosphorylase kinase complex
Molecular function (GO): calmodulin binding
Source: RefSeq, a predicted model, not a curated record
GUAGGAGAACUAGGACAGUGUGGGAUUUAACAUCCAAAAAAUGUCUGAUGACAUGAAGGAUGUGGCUCAGGAGAAGUACAAAGUGGUCUCAAAGAAACUUGAUGGUUAUUAUAAGAUAGUAAAACAACAAAUAUUAUGUUAUCAGAGUCCUAUAACUGGAUUAUUUCCGGUCGAUACGUCUGCCAUCAACCAAGAAGCUAAAGUACGGGAUAGUGUGUACUGUGCAGUAGCAUUAUGGUCUUUAGCAUUAGCAUACAGGCGUAUUGAUAAUGACCUUGGCAGGACUUAUGAACUUGAGCAAAGUGCUGUGAAAUGUAUGCGAGGAAUUCUGUUCUGUUAUAUGCGACAAGCUGAUAAGGUUGAAAAGUUCAAGUAUGAGCAAGUGACCCACAAUGCACUUCAUGCAAAGUAUAAAAUGGAUGGAAAAUUGAUUACAGAACAUGACUACGAACAUUUACAAAUUGAUGCUACAUCGUUGUACUUAUUGUAUUUGGCACAGAUGAUACAAUCUGGUCUCCAAAUUAUUUAUACCAUGGAUGAAGUAAACUACAUCCAGAAUGUUGUCUACUACUUGGAACGUGCUUACAGAACUCCUGACUAUGGUAUAUGGGAGAUGGGAAGUAAAUAUAACAAUGGAACUGUAGAAAUGCAUGCAAGUUCAAUUGGUAUGGCUAAGGCAGCGUUAGAAGCUAUGAGUGGUUUCAAUUUAUUUGGUGAACAUGGUGCAGCCUGGUCUACAAUUUAUGUCGAUAUUGAUGCACACAAUAGAAACAGAACAACUUUAGAAACGUUAUUACCAAGGGAAAGUAGCUCAAAGAACACUGACGCCGCUCUCAUUACAACGUUGAGUUUCCCUGCGUUUGCUGUCAGUAAAGAAGACGUUGUCAAAAAGACUCUUGAUAAGUUAAUACGCAAACUGAGAGGGCGAUAUGGAUUUAAAAGAUGUUUACGCGAUGGUUAUGGUACAGUUCUAGAAGAUAGAAAUCGGAAGCACUAUAGACCAGCUGAAAUAAAGUUGUUUGAUGGAAUUGAAUCCGAGUGGCCCAUCUUUUUUGCUUACAUGGUGAUUGAUGGUGUUGCUAGGGGAAACAAAGAACAAGUUGAUGAGUAUGAAACUCUUCUCCGACCACUAGUAAAAUAUAGUCCUGAAGGACCAUUACUACCAAAAUACUACUAUGUUCCAAAGAACCAUGUUGAAGCUGAAAAGAAGAAUCCCGGAAGUCAAGAGAAAGACCCUAGUGAAGAAAUAUAUUUUAAUAAAAUAUUUCUCUGGGGACAAGCCAUCUACUUUAUAUCUCGACUAUUAGUUGAAAACCUCUUGAACUUUCAAGAACUUGAUCCUCUUGGGCGGUUCAAAGGAACUGGUAUGAAAAAGAAGCAGGCAGGACGAUAUGCCAUGUUCAAGAAACCUCCAAAAGAUUUAUGUAUUCAAGUAGCUUUGAUCGCAGAGUCUUCUCGAUUACAGUCUAUGCUAGCGACAUAUGGUAUACUAUCACAGACGCCUGUACAAUGUGAACCCUAUGAGAUAUGGCCACCCAACGAAUUAGUACGAGCUUUCGAAAACCUUGGUGUUAAUACGAAGCUAGGUUUAUCUGGCCGACCCCCGAGACCAAUCGGAAGUCUGGGUACGAGUAAAUUAUACCGAAUAUUGGGAAGGACUGUUGUAUGUUAUCCCAUUGUGUUUGAUUUGACAGAUUUCUACAUGGCACAGGACAUGUCUCUUUUAAUUGACGAUAUUAAGUCUCAUCUUGCAUUCAUCCGGGAUGCCUGGACGAUGCAUGCUAGACCCACAUUCUGUGUUAUCAUAAGAGAAGACCACAUCAGUGGAAGCAGUCCAUAUGAAAUGUUGGAUUUACUUGCAUCGUUCAAGAGAGGUGAAUGUAAUGGAAUUAAAGUAAAGAUUGGUCGCUUACAAACCAUGAUAGAUACGUCCAUAAUUGAACCAUUGGAGUUUAUAAACCUGGAGCAAGAGAGAACAAGGUUGAAUUUACAACAGCCCUUAUUUCAACGUCUUGAAGAAGUAAAAGUUGGUCAUUCACCAUUAAAGCCAGUUAGAAGUAUAACAAGCAUUGUACCCAGCUAUCUCCCUGAAGAUCAGGACUACAGCAUUCAGGAAUUUGAAAACAAAUCUGCAUAUGAAAUUCUUCAGAAAUUAAACAUGCACGAGAGUAUGGUAUGGCAAAGUAUGCUUCUUGGCUUGGUGCUGAUGAAGGAAGGUGCACAUUACCUUACUGAUGGAGGUACUGUUGGUAGCAGGCUAGAGAAAUUGUACCGUCAAGCUGGUGUCAUAAAACAGUGGGCUAUAGUGCGAUAUUGUGCCAGUCUGUUAAAUAAAGUAGUAGACAGUCUGGCUCCGGGUAUUACAACCAUGCUUGUCAGAGGAAAACUGGUAACUGUUGGCACAUUUGGACAUGAAGAACAAGUUAUAUCAACACCCCUAACUCCUAAAGAAAUUGCACAAAUGAUUUAUUCGAGGUGCAGUCCUUAUGAUCUUAGAGAGUGUGUUCUUCAACAAGAGUUGAUCAUUGACCUGGCUAAGCUGAUGCAGAGUAAUCCUGAUUUGUUUGAUGGUAUGCUUAAGAUUAGAGUUGGAUGGGUUAUCCAUGCUAUGAAAGCUGAGCUCACCAUCAAUGAUCCAGAUUCAGGCAUGACAAUCCAUGACUUAUCACCAACUCAAGUUAGGGAUUUAUUGCAUUCAGUACUUAGUUCAGAUUCAAGUGAUGGAGAUCAUUGUGAUAGGAGUUGGUUACAGAAACGUCAAAUGGAUGGUGCUCUCAAUAGGAACCCACCUGGAUUUUAUGACAAAGUGUGGGAAAUCUUAGAAAGAACUGUUGAGGGUAUGGUGAUAGCUGGCUACUACCUUCCACAACAACCUACGAUAUCAGAUAUGACAAAGAAUGAACUCAAUUUUGCUAAGAAAGUAGAAGAAAUGCUUGGGAGGAUAUCACAACCAGAAUAUAGACAAAUGAUGGUAGAGUUAUUGGUGGUAGUAGCUACCAUAUUAUAUCGUAAUCCAGAGCUAGUCUUUCAGGACUGUGUUGACAUGGACCAGCUGCUGAAUGACGCGUUUGACGAUUUCCAAAAAGAGUUGCAUGACCACGAAAAACAAGAUGACAUGACUGUGUUUUUUGAUUGCCCACCAUUUGCAAAACAUGGCACAGCAAGUUACAUGGCAAAAGCCGUUACCCACAAACUGCUCGACAGCGCAGUGCAGGUUGACCAAUCUGAGGCUUGUGUUAUUAGCUAAUAUUAUGUGCAUAAUCAUGACUUGAGUGCUCAAAGGGUUAAACUGGAUGAAUUAAUACAGAUUAUUUACGUCUGGCCAAACUUUACCAAUGACUAUAUUACGCAUCAGAUUGAUCAAUUCUCCAAACUGAAUGACAAUUAUAGUUUAUCAAAAACUAAAUGAAUGCACAUACAAACUGCGGCAGACACUUUGUAUGAAUAAAAUGUUGAAAUUCAGGUUACCAGUCAACCUAAAACUGAAUGUGAUAAAAAGAUAUACCUGAGAACCCCAUGUGAUGUUAAAAUAAAAUCGACCCAAUCAUGCAAGAAAUUUAAUUUGGGGGGGGGGGGGGGCCCAUUGUUGUCUCAAUAUGAAAACUGAACUCGAAGCAUCCAUACAGGGACAAAUAACCAAUCAUGAUGGUACAUUUGUGCCACAUGCUCAAUAGAACUGACCUGCAUGCCUUGAGAGAUUUGUGACAUGUAAAUAGCUGUAUAUAGAAAUAGUUUAUGCAGUGGCUGCAACUUGUGUUUUUAGUAAGAGUUGGAAUGAAAUGUGUAUUGUACUAAUGCUCACAUCUGCAGUGUUUAAUCCAUGUGUGAAUCUGUCUUCAAUAAGGUGAUUAACUUGCAAAUCUAAAAAUUGUUUCUUUAUGAAUAAAUUAUGACAGUUGUUGAAUACUUCUAUCUUAUAUUUUUGUCGAGCGGAACUUAUCAUACAAGUAAUAAUUGUCAGUCUUCCUCUGUGUCAAUGUUUUACUUUUUCGACUUCUUGAAAACUACAAGCCUAGUUGCUUUAAUACUUGGUAUAUAUGUACCUUGAGUAGACCUCAAUGCGUUCAUUUCAUGAUCAUAUCUUUAAUUUUGGGGAAUACCGCAAGUCC